AUGGGCGGGAUGGCUAACAAAACUCUACCAGAGAAAAGGGAAAGGGAAUCGUUGCUGGUUGCCUCGCUGGCCUUGCUGGAUCCUUCCGAUGAAGAACUUCUCGUUCAAACUUUGCAAGAUUCAGUCGGAACUCAACCUCGGGUGCAAAUAUGGCAUCCUCCCAAAGUUGGUUUGCCGCAGCCAUUCUACGAAAAUAAAGGACGAUGGGAUAGCAAGGCCAAUAUUUAUGGCUUGGCGGUUCUGGCGCAUCGAGAUAGCAGAUCUGGCUUUCUUGUCGCAGAUAGACUGACCAAACGCCAACUAAAAUCCGAUCCAAGGCCGGGAGAGAGUUCGAUACUCUCGGUGGUGAUGGUGGGCAUUCGAUCGCCCUCGAGGAUGUCGAGAACGCGGAGCGGCCAUGCUGAAAGCGAAACAAGCGAGCACAUUCAUGUUAUUGCGAAGCGACAUACGAUCCAAGGAACAGACGCAGCGGCUAUUUCUAGUCUACUUGAGACAUUUGAGCUUUCUUAUACAUUUCUCGGGGGCAAUAGCAUCGAUAUCACGACUCGAUUAUGCGACUAUGGCCUCGAGCUUCAUGAUCCCGAUUAUGCAGUCUUGACCCCUGACACGGCGAUGAUUACGGGACGCGAGGAGUUCGAACGCGAGACGAAAGCCGCACUAUUAGACUCCACUCCCCUACCAGCCGAGCUAAUCGCUAGCAUCGUCUCACGUCUGGAUCAUCGGAGCCAUCUUGAUCUGGUUACCCCGGGAAUUCAGCCAGAGAAUCUUGUCAUCUUCCUCACUUUUCCCACAACGGAAGAAGAUAGAGAGUUGAUGCAGUCAACUAUACAGAGAGAGGUCUACAGAGGCUUGGAGCGAAGGACCAGAAGUCCUCUGAAGAGGAAGCGAGAAGAGAAACCCACGGAGAUCACAGUUCAAUUGAUUCCCUGGGAGCAGAAGUGUCGUGCGACGCGACGCGACUUGGAGUAUCACUGGAAAGAAACGCAUGAUCGUGUCAUCUGUCCUUUGAAUUACCUGCUCGCACCCAUUAAGCUUUCUCGCCUGCCCUUUGAUCUUGGAGAUGCCCAGUUUGGGUCAAUAUACCAUGGCAACGAUGGGUUUGUCCUGGUGGCCCGCACCACUCUCGACCAGAUGGUACAGACCAAGUUAAACCACUCGAAUGGUCGCCUUGGCAAGAUUGCACAACUGCAGGAGGAUUUUAAAAAGGGGACUUUGCUGGAGUCGAGUCAAGUGGAGUUUUUGGUUGGACCUGAUGAACCUUUUUAUUACAAUCCUCCCUUGUGGGAGCCGGUGAAUUGGGAAGGGUUAAUAUCAAUUGCCGUCUUCUACUUGACCAACAAGCUCUCGAAAGAUCAAAUUCUUGCGUUGAAGAGAGAGUUGCUCAAGGAUAAUCCACAACUCGACGGUGAAAAGGCGUGUUGCUUCGUACCCUGGGAAGACGGCAAUCAAAACGCACCCGACGGAAGUGUCGACGAUAUUUGGAGAAUCUUCUGGGAAAUGCGACGGUGCACCUCUUGUCAGAUGCCAAUCUUCUUCAUCGAUGAGCAAUCUGGCGUCGAUCAGACUAUCCUCAUGGUCGACACGGACCAUUAUAUUUGGCAACAGGAUGAUGAACGGGCGACUGAUCUGCUGAGAGACGUGGAAGAUCCUUCUACCAAAGGGCUUCUUUAUGGCCGUAUCAAAGGGCGCGAUGCCCAUGAGGGUCAUGUUAAUUUGAGCAUGGGGAAUUUGAACUUUGACGAGUUUUUGGAAUCUUGUGGAUUGGAUCAGGAACAUCGGUAUCCGAGACCUGGCUGGCCGGGUCAUGGCAUAUUGGAAAAUGAUGAAUGA
Messenger RNA from Penicillium daleae, 1830 nucleotides. RefSeq lists its product as uncharacterized. The record is from RefSeq and is a predicted model, not a curated record. NCBI's taxonomy places the organism in Eukaryota, Fungi, Ascomycota, Eurotiomycetes, Eurotiales, Aspergillaceae. Bases 1 to 1830 code for a protein of 609 amino acids. The transcript has a single exon.